AUGUCUUCACAAGAGUUGAAAUUCAAUAAUGAAAGUGAUCAUAACGUAGUAUUACUCUUUCCACAACUUUUAUCUGAUCCGAUCAAAUAUUAUGCUCACUCUUCAAUAAUUGUCUCUUCUCUUUACUUUUUAGAAAAGUUAACGCAACAAUCAUCAACAAAUAAUUCUAAUAUUACUAGUAAUAAUAAUAAUAAUAUAACAACUAAUCAUGAUGAUGAAAAGAAGGAAGAACAUUCCGAUGCAAUGAUCAUCACCUCCGAUGAAAAUCAAUCAAAAACAAUUCAAGUUGAUCUCAAAGUGUAUAAUAGAGAGGCUUUUGAAUAUGUAAUGCUCUAUUUGUACGAAGCAGAGGAGAGGGACCAUUUGCUCGAUCAUUCUUUGGAUAAUGUUAUUGAUGCGAUUAGGCUUUCAAUUUUGAUGGGAAUUCCUAAAUUGACAAACUUUCUUCUUGACAAGUUGGUAGAUGGUGAUUAUGUGCAACACUUUUUCAAAUUGUACUAUUUGGCUAAAACUUUUGCAAUCCCAGAGAUGGAAACCAGAUUAAAAACCAAGUUUACAAGUUCCUGGAAGUUAUCAAUGUAUAUUAAUUAUUUUGAUGAGAGUAUGAUGCUUGGUUUUAUUGAGGAAUAUCAGGAUCAAAAGGUUGUGUUUGGUGAGAUGAAAUUAUUGGAAUUUGCAUUAUAUUGGAUGAAGAAUAAUAUUUCAGAUUCAAAUGUUGCCAAACUGAGAGAAAUAUUAAUUCCUCUCUCUGUAAAACUUUCAGCAUCAUUAAUCAAAACCAAACACAAUAUUGCCCUGAAAACACUCAGUGAAUUUGGUGCUGAUUCCUCCAAACUGAGUGAUGAAAUGUUUUUAUUCAUGUACAAUUCACUGGUAUCUUCAAUAGAUUUGUUAUAA
This is a messenger RNA of Naegleria gruberi, 897 nucleotides long. RefSeq lists its product as uncharacterized. The record is from RefSeq and is a predicted model, not a curated record. The transcript has a single exon. Bases 1 to 897 code for a protein of 298 amino acids. NCBI's taxonomy places the organism in Eukaryota, Heterolobosea, Eutetramitea, Acrasida, Naegleriidae.